AUGCAUGGCGGAUCGCAAAACUACAAUCUUCGACUCGAAACCGGCCAUCAGCGUGGCUACGAGCCGUAUACAAGAGGAAUGGAAGACCAGAGCUCAUUUACUCCCCUCAUGUCACCAGCUAUGACUCCAUUGGAGCAUCAACUAAGGUUCCCUGAAUAUACAACUCCAGGGGAAUAUCUCAGCCCGCUUACAUCUCCGGCCCUCGAGGCGCGGCAAUCUAAUGGCGCAGGCUUCAACUUCCCCAACAAUUCGCAUAUGGACUACGGCAUGCUAUCAUCACCGACUGACCUAGCGCACCAACACCAUGCAACCUCGGGUCCUCUAACAAAUUCGCCAAAACUUAUCCAGAAACAGCGUCGCAAAUCGCAGGCUUCCAGGCUAUCACGGCAAUCACCCUUGGUCAGGCCACUAAACGGCCGUCCACGACCGCAGACCGAAGCCGAAGCUCGAGCGCGAACGAAAAAGCUCUCUGCUCAAGCAGCUGCCAACAGAACAUCAAAUUCGCGCAAUUCAAGCAGCAAUGAAGGGUCAGGUUUAGAUUCCGUUUCGCCGGAGCCACUUACGGAGCCAUUGAUGCCACCACCCGCAUUACCACGAUCCGGAAAAUCGCCGUACAUGGGCGCGCAAGAUCCCAACCAAAACUCCGCAAUGAACGAAGUAGCCACUCCCGCGACCCUAAUGAAAUUACAAAAACAGCAAAUUUCGCCUAGUGUCGAAGGAGAAUUCUCUAGGAAUGGCACUGUGGUUAUUGGAUCGGCUCCCGACGAACACAUGGAGGAUAUAUCGCUUCCCGAGCCAGCCUCGUUCCACGGCUUGCCAAGCGGUGAGAGCACGCCAACACUACACUCCAAACCGCCCCAGAUUUUAAAACCUCGCACCGGAUCGAUAUCCGAAUUAAGAGGAACGAGCUCUGUUACACCAAGCCCAAUAAUAAGAGCGAUAGGGUCGCCUAGUGGCCCAGUCGGUCUUAAACGAUCAGACUCGAAGCAAAGUUCUAGAGUGACGAAGAAGCGCCAGAGCGCUGCCCAGAGUCCAGCAUUGCGACCGAAAAUAAGUCCAAGCAUACAACCUCUCAUUCGCGCUGAUGGCAUGGUAUCAUCCCAAAGCUCAGCUCUACACCUUGCCUCGAAAUCAAAUUACCAACAUAUCCUCGAAGGAACCCUCCUACCAGGAGUCACAUACCCAGAAGCUCUUGCCGAAAACCUAAGCUCGAAACGAACAAAUCAUAAGCUUGCCGAACAAGGACGACGAAAUCGCAUAAAUUCCGCCCUCAAGGAGAUAGAAAGCCUACUCCCGGCUUCGUUAACACAUAGAGCCAAAGAGAAAGAACAGAAUAAGGACUCUGGCGAAGGUGGUUCAUCUGGAAACUCGAAAUCAUCGGAUAAGCCUCCGGCGAACCAGCCGAUCAGCAAAGCAAGCACCGUUGAAAUGGCCAUCGUCUAUAUCAAAGCACUACAACAAGAGCUGGCAGAGACACAGAACAAACUCAAGAUUGCAGAAUCGAAUAAUUGCAAUAAGUCGUCUGUCCAGGCUGCUCCCGCUCCCUCUCCCGCUUCCGGCCCCGAAUCAAAUCCUACGAAAACGUCUGGGCCUCAAAUCUCUAGACAGGACGCAAUAAGCAAUAAUAGCCCGACUCCGAACACAACUGCGGCUUCAACCGAAACCGCCUCAGAAUCGAAAUAG
Arthroderma uncinatum is the source of this 1683-nucleotide messenger RNA. RefSeq lists its product as uncharacterized. NCBI's taxonomy places the organism in Eukaryota, Fungi, Ascomycota, Eurotiomycetes, Onygenales, Arthrodermataceae. The transcript has 3 exons. The coding region runs from base 1 to 1683 and encodes 560 amino acids. The record is from RefSeq and is a predicted model, not a curated record. Gene Ontology annotation, molecular function: protein dimerization activity.